GUCCUUGCUUCGUACACGACGUCGUAUUGCUGUUGGAGCACAGUAUUCCCCUGAUUUCAUCCUCUCUCUACUCUCCGUUUUUUGUUGAGCUGCAGUUGAGGGAGAAAUGGAGUUUCAACCAUAUAAUGCAUAAACGUACAUCAUAAGUGUGCAGUUGCUAAAAAAUCCAUCACCAUUCAUUCUUCCAGAGAAUUCAUGUUGAUUACUAAAUAUUCAUUCCAAAUGGCAAACUCUGUUGCCUUAAGUUCUUUGGGUCUCCUCAAUUAUGGUUUAAUUCCGAGCACAGCUAUUUGCCAUGGUAGAUGGGUAAAACGCAUUUCAGGAUCAUCUGGAUCAUUUAGAAUACGAGCGGUCCAAGAGAAUGAAGGUCCCCGACGAUUGGUUGAUAUUAUACGAAUUGUACCAGAUAUAUCAAGGAAUUACUUCAGAAGUCCUUCCCGGAGGGCCCUUUUUGGAGGUAUAUCUUUGUUGGGUGGCUUUUACGUGGCACAAACAAUAUCUCUAUCUUUUGGAGCUUUAGGUGUUAAUGAUGUAAUUGCUGCUGUUUUAUGUGUUCUAAUCACGGAGUAUGUGACAAGAUUCUAUUACAGUCGGCCAAAGGUCACUUUCCCUCUUGCCCUGCUAAACAAUUUCAAGAUGGGUUUUACGUAUGGUCUCUUCAUUGAUGCCUUUAAACUUGCCAGUUGAAUAGAUCUGAGUAACUUACCUCCCUAUGAAACAUGCUUUCCGUGGGACGUUUCUUAGGUUGUUGCAUCCUUCAAGACUGGAGAACUAAAUUUCAGUGCGUACACAGUAUUGCAUCAUGAUGAUUCAUGUUAUUAAAUCUCUUUUGAUUUAUUUAUCAUUCACUACUUGGUGCACUCGUCAAUAUUAUAAGUCUAUAUAGUUCCCCAUUCUCUUCGUAUUUCUCAAGGGUAAGAAAGAAGGAAUUAGAUUUUAGAAGCUUUUUCUCCAAGUGCUGAGAAAAAAACCAUGUCUUGUAUCAGAAGUUUAUUGCACUGGUGUAAUACAGAACUUCUACAAUCACAACUUUGUUAAAUUACAUUUUCUUGUAAUAUUUGGUGUGCUCAUGGCUGCUUUACUUUGUAA
Molecule: messenger RNA, 1089 nt
Organism: Olea europaea var. sylvestris
Lineage: Eukaryota; Viridiplantae; Streptophyta; Magnoliopsida; Lamiales; Oleaceae
Product: ycf20-like protein
Exons: 2
Coding region: 196-687 (163 amino acids)
Source: RefSeq, a predicted model, not a curated record